Aspergillus ibericus CBS 121593 is the source of this 2546-nucleotide messenger RNA. Its product is annotated as GTPase-activating protein GYP6. The transcript is spliced from 6 exons. NCBI's taxonomy places the organism in Eukaryota, Fungi, Ascomycota, Eurotiomycetes, Eurotiales, Aspergillaceae. Gene Ontology annotation, molecular function: GTPase activator activity. Bases 125 to 2266 code for a protein of 713 amino acids. Gene Ontology annotation, biological process: activation of GTPase activity. The record is from RefSeq and is a predicted model, not a curated record.
GGACGAUCGCCGCUAGUAGUCCGUUACUUAAAUCGCGGGCGGCACCUGGGCUCUCUCGGCUGUCCCCUCAUCUCAGCGCUAGCCAACACAAGGCAACCCAACCGGCAAGCUGCCAUUUGGUGAAAUGAGGGGUAUUGAGGAGACAAGGCAACGAUGGAAUACCUUCUUUGGCGACAAUAACACCACCGCCGAUCUUCGGACAGCCCUUCGGUCGGAACAAGGAGACAAACUGUGCGAUGAGGGAUUGAGAUCUAUUUGCUGGAAGGCAUUCCUACUUUUCGAGGAUCUCGACCGAGCGCAAUGGCCGCAGAAGAUCGCCGAUUCCCGAAGUGCCUAUGUCGCGCUGAAAGCCCAUUUUUUAAAAUAUAUUGAACACCCGGAUGACCUGCAGUCGACAGUUGAUCCGCUGGCGGAUGAUGAAGAGUCCCCAUGGCAAACGUUACGAGAUGACGAGCAGACGAGGGCGGAUAUCUCCCAGGAUGUCGACCGGUGCCUACAGGAGAAUUUCUUCUUUCGUGAGCCGUCAACGAAGGCAAAAAUGGUCGAUAUAUUGUUCAUAUACUCGAAACUUAACCCGGAUUUGGGCUAUCGUCAAGGAAUGCACGAGAUCCUGGCUCCGAUCCUCUGGGUGAUUGAUAGAGAUGCCAUCGAGCCAAAGUCUCUGCAGGAGCUUAACGCCAAAGAAGCCGAUGAUGACAUGAUGCUUCAGCUUCUUGACGCAAACUAUGUGGAGCACGACUCUUUUGCCUUGUUUUGCUCAGUUAUGCAAAUCGUUCGCGUGUAUUAUGAGCAUAAUAGACAUCGGUCCGAAAACGGCCAGGCGGAUGUUAUCCCAAUCGUCCAUCAAUGCCAGCGCCUUCAUAACGAGCUCUUGGUUACCGCGGACUUGGAGCUGGCGGAUCAUCUGCAAGCACUAGAAAUCUUACCACAGAUAUUUCUCACCCGUUGGAUGCGCUUACUGUUCGGUCGUGAGUUCGCUUUUCAAGACGUUCUUCUCAUUUGGGAUCGGCUUUUUGCAGAAGGAUUACGACCCGAAUUGAUCGACUUUGUGUGCGUCGCCAUGCUUUUACGGAUUCGUUGGCAAUUAUUGAGUGCCGAUUCCUCCGGCGCUCUAAGUAUGCUGCUUCGUUACCCUUCGCCUCAUCCUCACGAUCCCCUAAGCUUCGUACUUGACGGGAUCUACUUGGAACAAAACCCCACCCCUGACCGAGGCAUAUUCAUCAUCUCAAAAUAUUCUGGCAGGCCACCGGAUAUCACCAAAGGUCUCGGGCAGCCCAAUCCGAAGCCCGUAUCCAGCAAAAAGUUCCGCCUGCGGAGCAUUUCAAGGGAUUUGAGCGAAGGCAGCUCUCCUUCCAGGUCUCCUGCAAGGAAUAGCCCCAAGAGCCUCGAAGCACUUUUUCAAGACGUUUCGGAGGGCAUACAACGUCGAACCGAGGCAUGGGGUGUAGCCAAAGCUGUCCGAGGGGCAGUGACCGAAGCCAAGAGAAACAUGCAAUCUAUCCAGUCGGAGCAUUAUUCACGCUCCGCACGGUAUGAAUCCUCCAGCCCUGCCGUAGGGAUGCCGUGGGAUCAUGGUUCCGAUGUUACGGCUCAAUGGAAGGCGAAGAUUGAACAGCUUGAAGAACGGAACAGGAAGCUUGCCAAGAACCUCGGCCAUGCCUUGAAUGAUAUUCGUUCUCAUAUGAUGAGAGCAGAGGGUAUUGAUAAGAAGACUAGCAACGCCUUGAGAAACGCACUCACCCAGGUUCAAUCGGUCCAGACAUGCCUUGAGGACUCCUCUGUUCCUCUAGGCUCUGUGGAACAAGUUUCUAACGACAAUGGAGAAGACCAGGAGUCGCUUUCUGACACCUCAAAAUCCACGGGUGAUCGCGUUGAGGCGGGGGCUGAGAAAGCAUGUGACACGUCAACGGCAACACGCAAGGUUAGCGUAUCUGCGAAGUCAUCCAGGUCGUCCGUUGAGAGUGAGACGAAAUCGCCCACGGCCGCAACGAACUCUCAAAUUCCCGCAUCUAUGCCACUCCGACACGCGGCCCGUCCAUCGUUGGCGGAUUCGGAGUUUUCCUGGAUGCUCGGGGGCGGGCGACAGUUUUCGAGUUUCGUUAGUCCGGCAUCCGUGCCGCCCGAGCAAACUCGGCACGGGCUUGGGGAAAUGCGAUCCAAACCGAAUACCUUAUUUGGCAAUGGAGACGAGGAGCAUGGACGGUCCGGCGCUGAGCCCGACGGACUGGCGCUGCGGAGUCUUCGGGGGCCCAAAGCUCGCGAGUAGUCCGGAUGUGCUUUUUUGAUCGGUUCAUUUUGUUUCUAGAAGUUUAGCCCCGACACUUUCAUUAGUCCGAUAUACCCAGUUGUAGAGGUUCUGGAGCUCCUCUUCUCAAUUCUUCCCUUGCUGCCUGAAUCAGACCAUGAAGACGGGCCGAGAUACUUUAUCCGGUCAGAUUAAUCAAAGCGUCCGCUGGGCUUUUCGACAUGACUAUUCCUUCGGCAAGUCGGGUAGGAUUUUUGCCACAGCUGUAGUACCCUAAGGGGUCGCUAUAGCCACACAGUUG